GGGGCAGGGGGGACCCGGAAGCGGCUGGAGCGCAGGCGGUUUCCUUGGCUACGCCAGAGGGGAGCGGAGGGCCGGGCCCGCCCCAGUCCCGUCCCAGUCCCUUCCGCCGGCGCUGGGACCGCGGCCGCCGCGCCGUGAGGGGCGGGCAGCGGGGAGAGAUGGGCCGGCGCCGGGCCUAGCGGCAGCGGGCAGGCGGCCGCGGCCAUGAGCGGAGCUGCGGGCUGCCAGGGCGGCGGCGGCUGGGGGCCCCGCUGGAGGAGGCCGUGGAAGCUCCUGGCCCUUGGCCUGCUCUCCGCCUCCUCCGUGCUGGCGGCCGCCCCGGGCGCUGGGGCCAUGAGCAAGGAGGAAAAGCGGCGGUUGGGAAACCAAGUGCUUGAAAUGUUUGAUCAUGCAUAUAGCAAUUAUAUGGAGCACGCGUAUCCAGCUGAUGAACUCAUGCCUUUAACUUGUCGUGGACGAGUACGGGGUCAGGAACCAAGUCGAGGGGAUGUGGACGAUGCCUUGGGAAAAUUUUCACUGACCUUGAUUGAUACCUUGGACACUCUUGUGGUAUUAAAUAAAACCAAAGAGUUUGAAGAGGCUGUAAAAAAAGUAAUAAAGGAUGUUAAUUUAGAUAAUGACAUAGUUGUAUCUGUCUUUGAAACCAACAUAAGAGUCCUUGGAGGUCUCCUAGGUGGGCAUUCAGUGGCAAUUAUGCUGAAAGAAAAAGGUGAAUAUAUGCAGUGGUACAGUGGUGAACUUCUGCACAUGGCAAAGGAACUAGGCUACAAGCUUUUACCUGCUUUUAACACCACUAGUGGUCUCCCUUACCCAAGAGUUAACUUAAAAUUUGGUGUAAGACAUCCAGAAGCACGAACAGGAACGGAAACUGAUACCUGUACAGCUUGUGCAGGUACCUUGAUCCUUGAGUUUGCAGCUUUAAGCCGAUUCACAGGAACAUCUAUAUUUGAGGAAUAUGCACGGAAAGCGCUUGAUUUUAUUUGGGAAAAGAGACAGCGCAGCAGCAAUUUAGUGGGCGUUACUAUUAACAUUCAUACUGGAGACUGGGUCCGCAAAGAUAGUGGAGUUGGAGCAGGAAUAGAUUCCUAUUAUGAAUAUUUAUUAAAAGCCUAUGUCUUGCUGGGAGAUGACAGUUUCCUGGAAAGAUUUAACACGCACUACGAUGCCAUAAUGAGAUACAUUAGCCAACCACCUCUUCUUCUUGAUGUUCAUAUUCAUAAACCAAUGCUCAAUGCGAGGACCUGGAUGGAUUCUUUGCUAGCUUUCUUCCCUGGAUUGCAGGUGUUGAAGGGUGAUAUUAGACCUGCUAUUGAAACUCAUGAGAUGCUGUAUCAGGUUAUAAAAAAGCAUAACUUUCUUCCAGAGGCAUUCACAACAGAUUUUAGAGUUCACUGGGCUCAGCAUCCUUUAAGGCCUGAAUUUGCUGAAAGCACUUACUUUCUGUAUAAGGCUACUGGGGACCCUUACUAUCUAGAAGUAGGAAAAACACUAAUUGAAAACUUGAACAAGUAUGCUAGAGUACCUUGUGGGUUUGCUGCAAUGAAGGAUGUUCGCACAGGAAGUCAUGAAGACAGAAUGGACUCUUUCUUUCUGGCCGAGAUGUUUAAAUAUCUUUACCUGCUGUUUGCUGAUAAGGAAGACAUGAUUUUUGACAUUGAAGAUUAUAUCUUCACUACAGAAGCUCAUCUAUUACCACUUUGGCUUUCCACUACAAACCAAACCAUCUCUAAAAAAAAUACAACUACAGAGUACACAGAGCUGGAUGACAGCAACUUUGACUGGACCUGUCCAAACACCCAGAUUCUUUUCCCAAACGACCCCAUGUUUGCUCAAAGCAUUCGUGAACCUUUGAAAAAUGUGGUGGAUAAGAGCUGUCCCAGGGGUAUUUCCAGAGCAGAAGAGAGUUUGGGAAGUGGACCAAAACCACCAUUGAGAGCCAGAGAUUUCAUGGCCAGUAAUCCUGAGCACUUGGAGAUACUAAAGAAGAUGGGAGUCAGUUUGAUUCAUCUGAAAGAUGGAAGAGUACAAUUAGUACAGCAUGCAGUGCAAGCAGCAAGUUCACUUGAUGCAGAAGAUGGCUUACGAUUCAUGCAGGAAAUGAUUGAACUCUCCAGUCAGCAACAGAAAGAGCAACAGCUACCUCCUCGUGCUGUUCAAAUUGUUUCCCAUCCAUUCUUUGGCAGAGUGGUCUUGACUGCUGGCCCAGCACAAUUUGGGAUGGACUUAUCCAAACACAAAGCAGGGACAAGAGGAUUUGUUGCAACCAUUAAGCCAUAUAAUGGAUGCUCAGAGAUCACUAAUCCUGAGGCGGUGAAAGAGAAAAUUGCUUUGAUGCAAAGAGGCCAGUGUAUGUUUGCUGAAAAGGCACGAAACAUUCAAAAAGCUGGAGCAAUAGGAGGCAUUGUUAUUGAUGACAAUGAGGGAAGCAGUAGUGACACAGCUCCUCUCUUCCAAAUGGCCGGUGAUGGAAAGAACACAGAUGAUAUCACAAUCCCCAUGCUCUUCCUCUUCAACAAGGAAGGAAACAUUAUACUGGAUGCAAUCCGGGAGUAUGAGGCCGUGGAGGUGCUCCUUUCUGAUAAAGCAAAAGACAGAGCAACAAUCUUUAAAGGUAAAAUGAUUCCAAACUACAUUAUUGAUAGCAACCUGGAAAUGGAGAAUAUGGACCAGAAAUUAUCUGAAAAUGAUUCACAUAAACAGAAUGCAGAAGAAGCUACUUCAGCAUCUCAGGAUGUUGGUGCGGUCAGCGAGGAGCCCGAAGGAGGAGAAAACUCUGAUGUUACUGACCCUGAUUCUUUACCUCCUGCUCACGCGGCCAGUGACAGCGUUUCCAUUUCAAAUCCGGAUUCCUACGUCCCCGGAACCGAUGAGGCCAGUGCUCCGGAGCCGGCGUGUACGCAGGGGGAUAACCGGCCUCGGGAACGGAAGACUGAGACAGAGUCCAAUUCCAAAGUUAACUGGGAUAAUAAAGUCCAACCUAUGGAAUCCAUAUUAGCAGACUGGAAUGAAGAUAUAGAAGCAUUUGAAAUGAUGGAAAAGGAUGAGCUAUGACUUGUAAUAAUAACUUAUUUGUUAGUAAACAAAUGGAGAACUCUUUGGGUAGAAGUGAGGCCCCGGUAUCUGGGAACUAGAAAACGUAUUCAGUAUUGUGACGAGCAACCAGGUUUCACCUGGAAAUUACCACAGAAAUCCAGCACGCGCUCUUUGUAUUGUUUUAAUUUUUCCUGUUUGAAAAUGGGAACGUGCAAUUGAAGCAUCUGUCUGGCUCCACUGCAUGGUGCUGUAACCCAGGAGGCUUGUUCCCAGAGCGACUUCUGCCUUCCAGGCUCUGAGAGGUCCCACCCCCUCGGUCUCUGGAAGGCAGAAGCUGAGCGCGGCGGGGGUUAACGCACCGGGGGACGGUUAUCCAUGGGAGCACUGGAAGGCAGCAGCUCAGCCACUGGUCUGGGUGGAGCGAGGGUGUGGUGGCACUCAUCUCUACCCAGUUGAAAGCCUUCACUGGUAGCGGCAGGUAAAAUUGCUUCCAGGUGUCAUGCCUUUAAGGCAGGGCUAGAAGCAGUUUGGUUUUUGUCCUGACACACCCUACAGGGAAGUAAUAGUGUUGCUUAUCACUCCUUCCAUCUGUUGCCAUGAAGAACGACCAUGAUGACAUGGGAGUUUUCCCUUCUGCUCUGCUUUCAACCAGAGAAGCUGUAUAAACCAAAGGCAACGCGUACUUUGGAAGCAGGUUCCAUCAGGGUAACUACGACAGCCUUGGGGUCUGCCAGAUAGAGGUUCGGGGUGCGUUGUGAAAGCCCCGCUCGAGGUUAAGGUGAAGUGGGCGAGGCAGGUGUUGGGUUACAGGCAUUUCGUUUGGCCUUCCAGGUUGAAAAACUCAUUCUACCCCAAGAUACGGAAUUGAAACUGGCAAUAUUCUCUGAAAGGACACUAAACAGAACUAGAUCAGCUAUAACAAAAAUAAAUCUUCCUUUUUCUACAAGUUCUACUUCUAACAGCUUGACUUUGUUGUCAUUCUUUUUAUAUGCAACUUCUGUACGUGUGAUACUUAAGGCAAUGAGGCCAGUACUAGUAGUGAAGUGCAACAGUUUUGGCUGUCGGGUCCAUAGUUCGAAGCGUAGUGGCCUGAACUGUGAGGAUGACUGGUGUGUUCCUCUGGGCUUCAGGAGUUUGUUACAGGUAAGUGUGAGUCCUAAUUUGUUGUCCCUGUUAUGAAAAAAACAUUAUUUAAAUAAAAACGGGGAUGUUUGAACAACUGAGAGACAUUUUGACUGUGUCCAAAGAAACUGCCAAAAACUAAUUAACUUGAUUUAUAUAAACUGCUUUUAGAGAAUUGUGGUUCAAAGAAUUGUUUUGUAUUAAAGAGUAAAUUAACACUGCCUAUAUGCUGCACCAGGCUGAAAAUGAAGGUUUAUAUUCAUCUUUACAAUAGAAAGAAUUAAAAAAAAAAAAAAAAAGGCCCAAUCUGAAUUGCACCUUUCAUUUAGCUGGUGAAAUUAUGCGUGCCGAAUAUGCAACUGUUAAUUAGUACAGCCAUACUGUAUUUAUUUGUGUAUACUCCUGUACAGUGUGAAUGGAGAGAUCCCAGGCAAAUGUUGUAUACGUGUAGAUUUAGUGACACUUGCUUUCAAGAGUAUCAAAAUGCACAGGCACCUUUUGAGAGCAUGACAGUCAAUCAGAACAUUGUCCAUAAACUGAAUGAUAACUUUGAAUCCCUAGAGUAGGAGGGAAUUUCGAGGAGGAAAUGAAGCCGUAGCAGUAUAGUGAAUAAGUGUCCUUUUAAAUAAAUUAGUUUUUAAAUGUAGUUGUAAUUCCUUUGCACAAAUAACUGUAUGGAGGUUUGGACUGAAUGAGCCGGGCUUGAAGCAGCCGGGGUUUUUUCAGUUGAGAAUUUUCUUGUUUCUGUGGUGGGUUUUGUUUUUUUUUUUUUGUGUGUGGUUUUUUUUUUUUUUUGUGUUGCGUGAGUUCCAUCAUGUAAGGCAUUAGAUGAUGGGAGCCCUGUAAGUGUCCUUCGUUCCGCGGCAGCCCAGCCCAGCCCAGCCCGCCCCGCGGGUGGCUGCACUCCCCCGGCAGCGCCCGGGCGCGGCGGCCGCAGGGUCAGACCCAUCAGGUGCAGACCAGAAGGUUUCGCUCGGAUAAGGCCUUUGAUCUGUCAGUGCUCAGUGCCACAAAAGGAGCAUUUUUGUCCCCAUGCUCUUGGACACGGACUAUAUCUCCAUACUUGUUAGCUCUCCUGGUGGAAAUAGUUAUUAUUUUUAUAGCUGUAGAGACCCUCUGGUCAUUAUGUUAAGACUGUCGAUAUAGCAACUAAAGGUUUUCUUUUUUUUACUUGCAGAAAAUUUAGGCGUAGGUGUAAAAUUUUAUUAAAAGAUUAACUUUUCUUGCCAUCACCAGCUCAUUUUUAACUGCUUUCUCUGUUGCUCAAAGCAGCAGGCAUUAGCUCUCCUUUUAAGGGAUUUUGAAUGAUCCCAGAACUCCAUAUGGAUUCGAAGCAUCGUUUUGGUGGUGGCCUACCUCAGAUAACUGUUGCCUCCUUCCUUUUGGGUUGUUUUUUGUUUUUGUUUUAGUUCCUUUCCAGUUUGUUCUACUUUACCUUUGAAACCAUCAUGAGAGCCAUAGCUUUGUUUACAGAACUGAAUCGGGUAAGGUUGACCUUUUGGGAAAGAGGACUGAGUUGGAGGGGGAAGUUUUAUUCAGGUUAUUUUCACUUUGUAUUUCCUUAUGAGGAAAUAGGCGUUAGUUUAACCUUUUCAUAUCAUUCUGGAGAUAAUUCAAUUUUCUGUCACUGUCAUCUUAAAAGCGAGAAGAAUGUAUUCAUCAAAAAAACCCAAAACCUUUUGGAGAGGGGAGUAAGUGUUCUUCCCAGGUUUUUAGAAGUCUGCUCCCUCCUUGUGGAAUAUUGCUCGUACAUCAUUAAUCAGUAAUCACCUCUUUCUUUGUAUAGUAUUGUACAUUUCUUUGUAUGGUGUUGAACACUGAAGAGUUCAGGAAUCACAGCUGGAACUAGCACUUAUUCCAUGCCAUGUAAUUCAGAUCAGCCAAUUAAUUUCUCAUUUGAUCAUAGAGGAAUCUUAAUUGUUUACAUUUGUUGUUUCUUAAUGAAGUUUCAAAGUGAGCCCAGCUUUGGUUCUCCUCCUGCCAGCGUACCUGAAGGCGUAGGGGUAGGCAUGAGUAAGUGUGUGCUGAGAGGUUAAAAAUGAGACCUCUUAUGCAAAAGGCAUCAGUCAGAACAUAGGGAAGAAAAACCAUUCUGUGAAUGAAAUAUUGUAUGUUCAGAUUUUAUAAGAUUAUUUUUUUUUUAGCCAGCCCAAUUUACAGCCGUAUAUUUUCUUAUGAAAGAUGUCUAAUAACAGGUGCUGUAACACUAGAGUUGGGUUUUACUGUCUGGUGAGAAGUGUAUACAAUAUUUCUAAGGGCAACUAUGUACUGUGAUGUAAAAGUCUGGGCUAAAAUGUAUAUAAUCCGUGUACAUAAUUGUGUACUUGAUUAUAACUGCUGAUUGUAAAGAUUUAAUAAAAUGUAAAUAUUCUGGUCAA
Molecule: messenger RNA, 6533 nt
Organism: Tyto alba (common barn owl)
Lineage: Eukaryota; Metazoa; Chordata; Aves; Strigiformes; Tytonidae
Gene: EDEM3
Product: ER degradation enhancing alpha-mannosidase like protein 3
Exons: 21
Coding region: 205-3051 (948 amino acids)
Biological process (GO): endoplasmic reticulum mannose trimming; carbohydrate metabolic process; mannose trimming involved in glycoprotein ERAD pathway
Cellular component (GO): endoplasmic reticulum; membrane
Molecular function (GO): calcium ion binding; mannosyl-oligosaccharide 1,2-alpha-mannosidase activity
Source: RefSeq, a predicted model, not a curated record